Messenger RNA from Humulus lupulus (European hop), 1485 nucleotides. RefSeq names its product protein FAR1-RELATED SEQUENCE 5-like. Lineage: Eukaryota; Viridiplantae; Streptophyta; Magnoliopsida; Rosales; Cannabaceae. Gene Ontology annotation, molecular function: zinc ion binding. The transcript is spliced from 2 exons. Bases 1 to 1485 code for a protein of 494 amino acids. The record is from RefSeq and is a predicted model, not a curated record. Gene Ontology annotation, biological process: regulation of DNA-templated transcription.
AUGGAGUUUGACACAGAAGAAGAAGCUUAUCAUUUCUAUAAUGCUUAUGCUUACAAGAUAGGUUUUAGCAUUCGAAGAAGUAAAAUGCAUAAAGAUUUAGAAGGGUGGAUAACAAAUAGAGUAUUUUGUUGUUCAUGUGAAGGUUAUCGUGAAAAAGAUAAACGAGAUGUCACGGUGAAAUCUCAUCGUGCUGAAACAAGAUUUGGUUGUCUAGCACGAAUGAAAAUUUAUCAUCAAAAUGGUAAAUAUCAUGUGGUUGAGUUUAUUAUUGAUCAUGCACAUAUGACAUCAAGUCCUAGUAAAAGUCAUUUACAUAGAUCUCAAAGGAAAUUGACUCUUUCUCAAGCAUCUGAAAUUGAUUUAGCUGACAUCUCAGGGAUUCCUCCCAAGGCAAGUUAUGACUUGAUGGCUAGGCGAGUGGGUGGGCGUGAGAACCUUGGAUAUACCAUUGAUGAUUGUAGGAACUAUUUGCAAACUAAACGAACAAUUCAAAUGAGAUCAGGAGAUACUAGAGGUAACGCCAGGAAAAAAGCCAAAGACUAUUCUCACAGACCAAGAUGCAUCAAUGACAAAAGCUUUAUCUUCUCAAUGGCCAGAAACAACUCAUCGCCUAUGUAUUUGGCAUAUAUACAAAACGCUGCAAAACAUCUUAGUGGAGUUUUUGAACAUUUUCGAGAAUUUACUAAGGAUUUUAGUAGUUGUAUCUAUGACUAUGAAGAAAAGGAUGAAUUCUUUGAAGCUUGGAAUAAUAUGCUUAAGAAAUAUGAUCUUAGCAGUAACAAAUGGUUGCGAGAUAUGUUUGAUUUAAAGGAAAAAUGGGCAUUAGUAUAUGGAAGAGAGACAUUUUGUGCGGAUAUGACAACCACUCAGCGAAGUGAAAGUAUGAAUAAUGUGAUUAAGAAUCAUGUUAGUUAUAAGUAUGACAUUCCGAGAUUUUUUCAGCAUUUUCAAAGGUUAGUUGAGGAUCGUCGACAUGAUGAAUUGAAAGCUGAUUUCAACGCAACCCAACGUGCAUUGUCACUAUCUUUGCCAAUAGAAAUAUUGAAGCAUGCAUCCAUUGUUUACACUCCAGCUGUAUUUAGAAUGUUUGAAAGAGAAUUGUGCAAAGCUUGUGAUUGUGCUAUGAACAUUCAAAAUGAGGUCGGAACAGUGACAGAGUAUAAAAUUACCCCUCAUGGAAAGCAUUUAAAUCAUAUUGUUAUGUAUGAUUCUUCCAAUGGGACAGUGACAUGCAGUUGCAAGAAAAUUAAUUUUGCAGGAAUUUUGUGUGCGCAUAUUUUGAAAGUAUAUUCAUCUAGAAAUGUCAAAAGAAUUCCUUAUCAAUAUAUUUUGAAAAGGUGGACAAAUUAUUCUAAAACAGGAAAUUCUACAACUGAGCAGGGUGAGAGUAUGUCGGUUGGGGAUGCAAAAAAAAAUAAUGGGAAGACGCUACAAAGAAUUGUGCAGAAUGCAAACUCAUAUAGCAACAAAAGCUGCAAAAGAUGA